CUGUUCACUCAUGCAGCAACUGCCUGUGUCAGGACUUCAAAAAGCAGCGGACACCACCCAUUACGUCAAAAGUACAAUUCCUCAGAGAGGACGUUAACCGCGGAACACAGGACUACCCCGUGGCUUCACCAUUGUGUCUGGCGGGCUUCACUUGUCUGCAGUUCGCACCAGGAUGUUGGUAGGUGAGACGCACCUGUUCAGAACGCACGCUGAAACUCAACAUCAGAUCUGACUGAAGAAAAGUGUGCUGGGAAACAUUUUCGAUACCUGUAUGAUAUGCCAAAUCGCACAUCGCACAAUUACUCUAUACAGCUAUUUGUUGAUAAAAAGAAGACAUGGAUUUAGACCAGAACUGGGCUCCAAAGCCGGAUUACGCGUAAGAUCUCCCUUCCCUGAUCUACACAGGUGGGACGUGAAAUUUCGCACGAGUUUCAGACAUUGUUAUUAUGGGGAAUCAAGUGGAAAAACUUACUCAUUUGAAUUAUAAUGAAUUACCCACGGCUGACCCUAAUGGUUUCGACCCAGAGGACGAAGCUCCACGGAUCGGCGUGUCUUAUAUUUUCUCCACCGAUGACGACGAGCAAGAAGAGAACAUUGAUAAGACUGAAAAGGACCCAAACAUAGAUGACAACCAUUACGACUGCCGUAACGAAUUAGAAUGUGCGGUAUACUAUCGAGACGAGUGCGUUUACGAGAGGAGUAUCAGGCUCAUCGAAAUGGGAACGCUGUCGUGCGAGAACUUGCCACAUAAAUGCAAACCUGGCGACUUGGUUGAGUUCUUGGCUGCCGGUCAGUACCCCCACUGGGCAGUGUGUGUUGGGGACUUACAGGUGGUUCAUUUGUUUAGAAAUGAGAUUAAAUGCGACUUUCUUUACGACGCAAGUCAAGGUAAAAGAGGCAGGAUUGUGAACGACCUGUAUAAGUUUCGUUCGCUGAGUCCCGAUGUUGUGGUGCAGAAUGCCAUGGAGCAAGUCGGGAUGGAAGAUCGAGACAUUUGCUGGAAGAACUCCGAAUGCUUUGCUGCCUGGUGCAAAUUUGGCAAGCGCGAAUUCAAAACUGGAGGUGAAAUACGAAUCGGCAAGCAGCCAUAUAAGAUGAAACUACAACUGUCAGAAAAGAAAAGUCACGUUUUGGACUUUCAGAGUUUAGAGGAUUUGAUCUUGGAAAAAAGGAGAAAUGACCAAAUCGGAAGGGACGCUGUAAUCCAGGAACUGGAGAAUCAUUUAAAUUGCACAGAAGACACUGAAAAUGAAUACAAUCGUAACUGAUGGAUCAAAUGAGGGAGGACAAGCUCAAACUCGUGUGGACAAACAGCCUCUUCAUGGAGAAUAAGCUGUAUUUGUAAUCACCUCAAGCACAGUAGCAGUGUUGUAAUUUCCAGAGUUUCUCAAGAGAGUUUCCCUAAGUCUGCUUUUAUAAAUUGGAAAAAAUUUCUUUACUUGUUUGCAAAGAUAAUUCUUUUCAUAAUAAGAAUGUGAUCAUAUAGACAUAUUCCCCUUUCUCCGUUGUAUUCACGUGCAAGAGCCUUUUCAUGAUCACUCUCUAGUGACAUUUUUCACCACCCUUAUUUGUGUGGUGGAGUAUGUAUUCCUGUAUCUUAUUCAAAGGGUCAAUAAAGUCUGUGUAUUUUUACUUAAUUAUAGUUUUGUUCUUCAGCAUCUGCUUCAAGAUCACUUAUAAUAUAAUCAGUUUGACUGUGUUGUUGGACUUAAAGGAAAAGUUCACCCAAAAAUGAAAAUUCUCUCAUUUGUUCACCCUUGUGCCAUCCCAGAUGUGUACGACAUUCUUUCUUCUGCUGAACACAAACGAAUAGUUUUAGAAGAACAUUUCAGCUCUGUAGGUCCUCACAAUGCAAGUGAAUGGUUACCAAAAUUUUGAAGCUCAAAAAACACAUAAAGGCAGCAUAAAAGUAAUCCAUAGGACUCCAGUGGUUUAAUCCAUGUCUUCAAAAGUGGUAUAAUAGGUGUGUGUGAGAAACUUAUCAAUCUUUAAGUCCUUUUUUAUUAUAAAUUCUCCUCCCUGCCCAGUAGGUGGUGAUAUGCACGAAGAAUGUGAAUCGCCAAAAACAAAAGACGAAGAAUGUGAAAGUGGAGAUUGGUAGUAAAAAAAAGAAAAAAGGACAUAAAAAUGUAUCUGUUUAUCACCCACAUGGCAUGAGGGCGAGUAAAUGAUGAGAGAAUUUUCCUUUUUUGGUAAACAAUCCCUUUGAAGUUACUUGUUUCAUCAUAUAAUAGGUCUAAUUAAGAAUCCUGAAUUUCUGAAUUCAGAAAAAUGCGUUAUAUAAACACACAUACACACACUUUCUACUGACCGUGCUGUAUUCAGGCCUCUGUGUUAUUCAGUUUGCCAGUGCUGCUAAAAUAGACUUGUGCAGAGAAGAUAUUUUCAUUUUAAAUGUAUUUUAGGUGUCAAUCCGGAUUAACUCCUUUGGUUGGUUUGAUGGAAUAUUUAUUUAUUUGAUGUUUUUACAGCCUCUUAGUGGUGACAGAACUUUUUUAGCCUGAGCUGACUCCUGAUUCCAGCAUAUUUUAUUUCAUGACUUGCAUCCAAGCACUUAUUGAUGAAAAACACCCAAAAGGGAAAAAUAAACAUUCAGUUAUGAAUAUGAUUAAAACUGCUCAAGUUAUAACUGUUUAAAAUGUUUGGAGAUCACAGAUUUCUUCCACAAAUGUAUUACUUUUCCCAUCUGAAGGCAUAUUUUAUCUCUCCAAUGUACUUUUGUGGAUUUUAAUUUGAUUUUUAAGUGUUUUCUUUGGGGGGGUGCUUGAUGUCACACAGGACUGCCGUUUGUUUCCCACAAACAUGUUUAUACAUUCGUAAGUGUACAAGGUCAUAUUGUUCUCUACUCUGACUGCAUUUAUUUGCGUUACACUGUGACAGAUGUUAUAUGAUGAGUCAACUGUUUAGAAAUUGAGGGCUGAACGUUGUGACCAUUGCUGUGCGACAAAGACUUUUUGUUAGGUUGAAUAAUCAUUCUUAUACUCUCUUCUCUGACUUUUAUAUUCAUGAAGCCAGUAUUUGCCUUUUGUGUUGUUUUUGUAGUGUUUGAGUCCAGCUCCAAUAGGGAUUUAAUAUAAGGAGAAAAGAGACCAUAGCAAGUGAGAAAUGUGAUCUCUUAGUUGCUGAUGUGUUUUUUUGUUUCCCAGUACUAGACUUGAGAUUCCCCCUGUUUGUAGUAUCUGUGAGAUAUUGUUGCCUAGGGAAGGCUUUGUUUAGAAAAAAAGGAGAGGAUUUGUGCAGAUCUGCUGGAGACGUUGACUGUGUUCCCAUGAUAAGAUGUACAGAUGCUCAGAGAAGAUAACCACUGCUUUCUGAAGUAUUUCAAAGUAGGGAGGGCAGUCCGGUGGCAUCCCGGCCUGAAUCGGGCGGGUGGAGGAGUGUGACGACGAGGAGGGCAUGGCUGGGCCAUGAGGGGGCACAGCGCUGAAUCAUCUGAUCAGCAGGAGAGCAAGAUAAAGGGGAGCCAGAGACGCCAGUUCGAGAGAGAGAGAGAGAGACGCACGUGGCUGUGUUGUAUGUUUGUGUGU
Myxocyprinus asiaticus (Chinese sucker) is the source of this 3527-nucleotide messenger RNA. RefSeq names its product protein LRATD2-like. The coding region runs from base 447 to 1268 and encodes 273 amino acids. The transcript is spliced from 2 exons. Lineage: Eukaryota; Metazoa; Chordata; Actinopteri; Cypriniformes; Catostomidae. The record is from RefSeq and is a predicted model, not a curated record.